UCGGCACCUGCCUCUCUUCUCUUCCUCUCAAACGAUGAGUCGAUGAAAUCAUCACAAAAAUCUCACAUAAAUAUCUUCAAUCGUCAAUCUGUGGUUUGAAGAACUGAAGAACUGAUUUGUUAAUCCAACUUAAAAGCUUCAAUUGAAAAGCUCCAUCGAGUAGUUAUUCCAGCUGCUGUGGAUUCCACCCAACAGGAAGCUAUUCUGCUCUUGAAGAAACUAAAGGAUUGUUAUCAUGAACUAAUUUUUGUACCAACAAUGCAUGGCAUGCUGUGUUAACUAUGAUUCUCAUUGUGCUCUUGAGAAACAUUUUAGAGAUGGUGCCAAGCUGAAAUGGUGAGGCGUAGACCUUGUAUUCUACUAUUUUAUGCUUCAAUAAAAUAUGGUUAGUUCAAAUUAUGUUGCCUGUGUGUUUAAAAAUAAAAAAGCCCUCGCGGAGGCUGGCCUUGUACGAAGCAAGAUAUCAAUCAAGUUCAGUAUUCAGAACGAAACCGUUAAUUAUCUUCCUGAAAGUAUUAUUUCUCGGUUUGAUCUCUUGAACUGGAAAGCAUAACUGGAUUAUUAUCGAUACGUGGGAUAUAAGAAAAGUCCAGAUGUCCAGGAAGAAAUUUAAUUUAAUGGAUGUGAAGGCAAUCAGUGAUGAUUCAGUGGCUCUUUUCAUGGACUUGGAAGCUGGCGACAACAGUGUGCUGAGAAAAGUUUUUGGGGAGAGUCGGCGAUUUCAACCAGAGAAACCUGCAACGAUAGCCCAAGCAGCUGUUGCAUUAACUAGUGGCACUGGAGAUGGUACUUUACAUGCAUGGAGCAUGUACAUGCUAAAUGAGGUGGCAUGCUGGAAUAGCCAGAUAGGUGUAGCUACUUGCUUGAAGUGGGCGCCUCGUAGAGCCAUGUUUGUAGCUGCUUCCUCGGUUCCAACGUCUUGGAUUCCUGACAACACAAAGUCUUCUCUACACUUGGGCAACGCAGAACCUGAUGCAAGAAUAUGAAACUAGAUGUAGCUUUGCUUUAUCAUGGUAUUCAUCUUUUGCUUUAUCUUGCAUGUUGGUAGUUUAAAAAGCAGUCCCCAUUAAGCCCUCUUGUCAUGCCUGAAUCUGCUGCAAGUUUCUAGUUAGGACCUUACCUUCCUAAAUGA
Messenger RNA from Papaver somniferum (opium poppy), 1132 nucleotides. RefSeq names its product protein ANTHESIS POMOTING FACTOR 1-like. The record is from RefSeq and is a predicted model, not a curated record. Lineage: Eukaryota; Viridiplantae; Streptophyta; Magnoliopsida; Ranunculales; Papaveraceae. The coding region runs from base 594 to 986 and encodes 130 amino acids. The transcript has 8 exons.